UAUCUCUAACUGAAUGAGAAUCACCUUCCACGUCUGAACAUGACCGAAUUCGAGAAAAAGCCAGUGGAUGUGCAGGAAGAUGACGAACCCGAUGACUGGGACAAGCGGAUCAUCGAUACCGGCUGUGCCGAUGAAAACUUGAAGUUGCAGCUCUGCCACGCCGACUCUGGCGACUGGAGAAAGUGCACCCAGGAGAUGGAGGCAUUCCGCAAGUGCUGGGACGAGCACCAGAACAACAUCCGCACCAGAACCAAGAACAACUAGAUCCUGGGAGAGCAACGUGUGAAGCUAUCUUUUCUGACUCACUCUGGUAAUCCCUUUCCAUCCAACCCUGUAUAUAUCUGGGUGAGAUUUGGGUAUGCCAUAAUAAAUAUUGUAAGAAUGACAAAUGUGAAAGGUAUAAAAAGGAGCGGCAGUAAGGAUCGUACAAAGGCUGUAUCGAUCAUUCACAGAUUGAAAGGCAGAGCACUGAUACGGUAAAAAAAAAUUACUGCGUAUGCUCUGUUCUUGUGUAUACUACAUGAUAUAGUUUUAUUAAAUUUUCCGAUUCACUGGGGAAUUCUGAUACGAACCAUGAUGUGGUCGGCCAAUUCGGUUAAAACGCAAGACUAUUGCUAUCUAAGACAAUAGCUGGAGUGUUUGACUCGACAUUGAAUGAAAAAAUGGGGAUGUAGAUGUGAAAAAUAUACGAAUAUUUCGC
This is a messenger RNA of Babjeviella inositovora NRRL Y-12698, 700 nucleotides long. RefSeq lists its product as uncharacterized. The record is from RefSeq and is a predicted model, not a curated record. The transcript is spliced from 2 exons. Gene Ontology annotation, cellular component: mitochondrial intermembrane space. Lineage: Eukaryota; Fungi; Ascomycota; Pichiomycetes; Serinales. The coding region runs from base 40 to 264 and encodes 74 amino acids. Gene Ontology annotation, biological process: mitochondrial respiratory chain complex IV assembly.